GUUUCAGUUUCAAAUUUGAUUGAAAUUUACACAAAAAUGGGCGGAGAUGAUUCGAAAAAAGUGAAGAAAGAAGAAAUCGACGACGACGACGAGAGCUUAGCGUCGGCAUUCACUAACCGCAGGAAGAAAUCGCUCAACAGCACCAAUGCCGCCGCCGCCGCCGCCAAGCUCAAUAAACUGAAGAAAGAGGAAAGCGAUGAAGAUUUCGAAGACAGCAAACCUUCCAAAAAAAUUGAACCUAAGGGGCAGAAGAAGAGGAAGAAGGAGGAGGAGGCGAAGAAGGGAAGCAAAAAUGGGGAGAGUAAUAAGGAUGUGAAGAAGAGAGAGAAGAAAGUGUUCGAUUUGCCUGGUCAAAAGAGGGAUCCACCUGAGGAAAGAGAGCCAUUGAGAAUUUUCUAUGAGACACUGCACAAGCAAGUUCCAGCUAGUGAGAUGGCUGCAAUUUGGAUGAUGGAGUGCGGUUUGCUUCCUAAGGAGGAAGCAAAGAAGGUCUUCGACAGAAAACAGAAGAAGGCACAGCAGCAGAAGCUCAGUUCACCAAUGAAAACCGUUGUCACUGUCAAGAAGAAAGCUGAAGGUGUUACUGUUACCAAGAAAUCAUCGAGCACCCGAGUUUCGACCACCCAGAAGAAGACACCAGGUACGAAUCCUAAGCAGCAGUCGAGGAAACCAAAGAGCAAGGAGGACUCUGAUGAUGAAGACUCGGAUGAGUAUUUUUUAAGUACUAUAAAGAAACAAAGAGCAUAGCAUCAUCUUAUGCUAGGUAGAGCCUAAUGACUUCUAUUUCCUCUUUGUAAGGUGUGAUGUGAAUGAAUCUUUAUUCAUUUACAACCCGAUGACUUGGAACCGUAACUAGACCGCCUUUCUCUUUUCGGUUUCAGGCAGAACCUGCGUGUUCAUGAAAAUUUUGCCAUGUCUA
This is a messenger RNA of Salvia hispanica, 919 nucleotides long. RefSeq lists its product as uncharacterized. NCBI's taxonomy places the organism in Eukaryota, Viridiplantae, Streptophyta, Magnoliopsida, Lamiales, Lamiaceae. The record is from RefSeq and is a predicted model, not a curated record.